CCAUGACUCCAUCAUUUCAUUCAUUCAUUCAGUCCAAGCGUUUGUUGUAUAGUUCGAUUUUUUUUUCCUCCUAAACGGAUUAAAAAAACGUUUAAACUGAUAAAAACAGGUUUUGUUACAUGUAAAGUAGCGAUCACGACACCAGAUUAUAAAUCAUUUGGACAGUGAAGUUAACCAUUUAGCAUCAUCGACAGCUUUGCUUUCUGCAGUCAAUAACCUGCUGCAAAUAUAGACUUUUUCUCCGACAGAGCAAAUUUUGCCUCUUCUUGAAUCAAUAAAAUAAAUGAUACUCACCCUCCGGGCGGACGACAUUAUACAGUCACGCUUCAUCUUUAUAUUUGGGGUCUUAAAUUGGUCUGUAAUUAGUAGCAUAAACACAUCUGGACGCAAGGAUGGCGAUGUCAUAGUAUAACAACCAUGGCUCCAAAUGAUACAGAAUAUUUCUUCAGAAAUAUACAGAAAGUUCUUGCAAGGGAUUCAAUUUUUCCUUCAUUUUAGGGUAAUUUUAGUUUCCUGAUUGAUUUUUUUUUUUUUAAAGGCCAUACAGUCAUAGUUCUGAUUUACUCCAUUAAAAUGGAAUAACAUAGGCUAUUGUUUAAAACCUAUAAAAAAUAUUUUUUUGGAAAUACACUGCAUCGAUUUGAGCUUUCCGGGAACUCCCUUCAGAUUCUUAACACUUGAUAUUUGGAAAAAGAACUCAGGUGGACACAGUUGAAAAAAGAGGCAAGCCAAUCAGAUUGCUCCUUCCCCCUUUGGCCAAUGACAGACGCCACAUUGUUGUCAAAUUUGUCUAAUGAAAACGUAGGAGCAACAAUAGAGAGGGGAGAGAGGGAUCUGUAUCCACUGACAAUCUCAGGAGGAAGUUAGUGUCUCAGGCUGCAGUGAGUAACAACCUCAGCUCCUCCUGGACAGUUUUAACUUUAUAUCGGGGAGGAAUGGUCGCUCCUCUCGGCUCCUGCUCUUUUCGGAUUUCAAGUUGACUUUAUCUGCUCCUGUUUUCGAUCCUUCGACAGACGCGCGGACAGUUUCCACUAGAGUUUCGAUCACAGAUUUUUUCUUUUCUUUUUUCUUCAUGGUAAUCUCGUCAGUAGACAGACAUCGUUGACUUCAUCUGCUGUCCAGAGAUGUUGAGAACCGCUGAGCAGAUGUGAUCGGCUCAACAUUAGUUAAAGUAAUACAGAUCGUUCAGAACAACGUCGUUGUCUUGUUUAUACUUUAGUUAGCCGAGAUCAGUGAGGACCACGGGCAUGGAUCUGAGACCGGAGCUCCCUACAGUCUCCUCUGCCUCUCAAGUCCACCCAGGAGCGGCAGCGGCGGCCGCAGCAGCAGCCUCCAUCCCUGUGUCCAUGGCCGGCAACCUGCUGCGCGGCCCUCCGCUCCUCCUGCGCGCCGCGGACAAGUACCCACGCACCCCGAAGUGCGCCCGCUGCAGGAAUCACGGCGUCGUUUCCGCGCUGAAGGGCCACAAGCGCUACUGCCGCUGGAAGGACUGUAUGUGCGCCAAGUGCACAUUGAUCGCAGAGAGACAGCGGGUGAUGGCUGCGCAAGUGGCGCUGCGGCGGCAGCAGGCGCAGGAGGAGAACGAAGCCCGAGAGCUGCAGCUGCUCUACGGCACGGCGGAGGGACUCGCCCUGGCCGCCGCCAACGGCAUCAUCCCCCCGCGUCCAAACUACGAGGUGUUCGGCUCUGUCAGCAGCGAGAGCAACUCAGAUUCAAGUACUAUCCAGAAGUACGAGCUUUUCCCAAAGAGCCAGCACUCCGGAUCCGCCACCCCUCAGCAGUCUGCGGGGAAACCAGCGUCCACCGAGAGCGACUCGGCCCCGGGCAUCUCGUCCCCAGACGGCCGACAUGGAGGCUCAGGUUCCGAGAACGGAGACAGCGAGUCUUUCAUCAACUCGCCGGUGUCCAAGCCUUUAAAAGACGGAGAGGACACUCCCGGGUCCGUCAGCUCUCUGGGCUCUGACUCCGGCUCUGAGACCGACAAAGACGAGCAGGAGCCCUCCCCUUCCUCUGCGGCCUCCCGGCACAUGAACGCCAUUGACAUCCUGACCCGAGUGUUCCCCAGCCACAAGCGGAGCGUCCUGGAGCUCGUCCUGCAGGGCUGCGGUAAAGACGUGGUGCAGGCCAUCGAGCAGAUCCUCAACAACAGCGGCGCCCAUCAGGGCCACGACAAGGCCGGGCCAGAGGAGACGUGGACGGCCGAGAGGAUGCUCCAAAACGCGCAGCAGCCACUGCCGUCCUCCACAUCCACAACCGCCCCGACGAGGCCAAUGUUACCAGGAGCCAUGACGUUGAGUAACCGCUCUGCGUUUUCUCCUCUACAGCCAAACGCCCCGCACUUCGGCGCCGACCCCACCACCUAUCCUCUGGGCACCCACCUGGGACUGAACCCGCUGCGGCUGGCCUAUUCUGCGCACAGCCGGGGACUGGCUUUCAUGACGCCCUACUCCACCACCGGGUUGAUGCCGACUCUGGGCUUCAGACCCCCGAUGGACUAUGCCUUUAGCGACCUGAUAAGGGACAGGACAAUGUUACACAAAGAGCAAGGCUAUGCCAGCGGCCUGUACGGGCCUUUGGUCAACAACACGCCAGACAAACAGUGAGGCCGGUGGACUGACCACAGAGACACAUUCCAUUGUAUUUGUAGCCACAAGUGUUGAAUGUUCUGGAGAAAAUCUGUGAUGUGUUUUGGCUACAGGCUACUGUACAUAAUAGGAUUAUCUGGCUUGUAGUCAAAUGGUUUGAGAGGGGGGAGGGGGGGGGGGGGACUAAACCCACUUAUGUGUAAUUUUCAAAAAUAAUUUUAUAUGUUAGACUACAAAAGUUUGGAAGACGUUCCCCAUUUAUAAGCCGAAAUAUUCCAUUGAUAAAAUAAGGUGAAACAGAAAAAGAUAUUUAUAGAUCUCAAAAUAGAUCAUGACCAAGCUGGGGGAGUGAAAAGUAAACCCAGUUGCACAAAAAGCUAAAGGUACAUAUACAUGCUUUUAUCACUGAUUUAUAUGUCAGUUCUGUAGGAUUUAAAAUAAAAUGAAGUAACGAAGAAAUGAUUUAUUAGAGAGUUCUGACCCUUUUUUUAAAGCCCACCAAUUUUUUCAGCUGGUUGUUGAAACUGAAGUUAAAAUAUAAUUUUCAAAAAUAUGCAUUUCUCUCACACACAUCGAAUAAUAAACGAGGCGAAAUUAAGUUAUUAAUGUAGCUUACGGAUGUUAACCCUAUGUCCUGUUGUAAAAGUUGAACUAAUGAUGUGUAUAGCCUAAAUGCCAUCCCUUUUUUUUCUUAUGUAUUAUUUCACUUAUCUCAUCUUUUUUUUUUAGUUCCUUUCCAACUGCCUGUAUUAUAUAUUGCAUUUGGUAAUAUGAAAUGCUAUGCUAUAUUUGACUUUUCAUUUAUCUGUUAGUCAGCUCAAAUAUUUUGUGACAAAGUGCUGGAUCAAGUCAGUUCCUCUUCAAAUGUUACAAGCUGUGCUGUCACAUUGUAUGAAUAUGCUGGAAAUAAAUGUUAUUUUAAAGAAA
Seriola aureovittata is the source of this 3512-nucleotide messenger RNA. It is a transcript of the gene dmrta2, whose product is annotated as DMRT-like family A2. The coding region runs from base 1248 to 2603 and encodes 451 amino acids. The transcript is spliced from 2 exons. Gene Ontology annotation, biological process: regulation of transcription by RNA polymerase II; germ cell development; sex differentiation. The record is from RefSeq and is a predicted model, not a curated record. Gene Ontology annotation, cellular component: nucleus. Gene Ontology annotation, molecular function: RNA polymerase II cis-regulatory region sequence-specific DNA binding; protein binding; DNA-binding transcription factor activity, RNA polymerase II-specific. NCBI's taxonomy places the organism in Eukaryota, Metazoa, Chordata, Actinopteri, Carangiformes, Carangidae.